This is a messenger RNA of Halichondria panicea, 1666 nucleotides long. RefSeq names its product tubulin alpha-1A chain-like. Lineage: Eukaryota; Metazoa; Porifera; Demospongiae; Suberitida; Halichondriidae. The record is from RefSeq and is a predicted model, not a curated record. Gene Ontology annotation, cellular component: microtubule; cytoplasm. The coding region runs from base 157 to 1515 and encodes 452 amino acids. Gene Ontology annotation, molecular function: GTP binding; structural constituent of cytoskeleton. The transcript is spliced from 3 exons. Gene Ontology annotation, biological process: mitotic cell cycle; microtubule cytoskeleton organization.
CUUCCUUGAAAUCUGAUUGGUCAGCGACAUAAACGCCCCUCAAAACACAACAAAAACAGUGGUGCGUCUCGCCCCAUUCAUUUUGCUCACUGGAGGAUCUUCACAUUACCGUGUCGUUCAAGAGCUUAGAUUUUCUCAUUUGAAAAUAUCUUCAAAAUGCGUGAGUGUAUCUCAAUUCAUGCUGGGCAAGCUGGAGUCCAAAUUGGCAAUGCAUGCUGGGAGCUCUACUGCUUGGAGCAUGGAAUCCAACCAGACGGCCAAAUGCCCUCUGAUAAGACCAUUGGAGGUGGUGAUGAUUCCUUCAAUACCUUCUUCAGUGAGACUGGAGCUGGAAAACAUGUUCCCCGAGCUGUGUUUUGUGAUUUGGAGCCAACAGUGAUUGAUGAGGUGCGAACUGGGACCUAUCGCCAACUGUUCCAUCCUGAACAGCUUAUCACCAACAAAGAGGAUGCAGCUAACAACUAUGCUCGUGGCCAUUACACUGUGGGAAAAGAGAUUAUCGACCUUGUUCUGGACAGGCUCCGCAAACUUGCUGACCAAUGCACCGGCCUUCAAGGAUUCCUCAUCUUCCACUCCUUUGGUGGUGGCACUGGCUCUGGAUUUGCUUCUUUGCUCAUGGAGCGCCUCUCCGUUGACUAUGGAAAGAAGUCUAAGCUUGAAUUUGCUGUCUACCCUGCCCCUCAGAUCUCCACUGCUGUUGUUGAGCCGUACAACUCAAUCCUGACCACCCACACCACCCUUGAGCAUUCCGACUGUGCUUUCAUGGUUGAUAACGAGGCUAUCUACGACAUCUGCCGAAGAAACCUCGAUAUCGAGCGACCCACCUACACCAACCUUAAUCGUCUUAUGGGACAGAUUGUAUCGUCCAUCACUGCCUCUCUUCGUUUCGAUGGUGCCUUGAAUGUCGAUCUCACUGAGUUCCAGACCAAUCUUGUGCCCUACCCUCGUAUCCACUUCCCUCUGGCAACCUAUGCUCCUGUCAUCUCAGCUGAAAAGGCCUACCACGAGCAGCUUAGUGUGGCUGAAAUCACUAAUGCCUGUUUCGAACCAGCUAACCAGAUGGUUAAGUGCGACCCUCGUCAUGGCAAGUAUAUGGCCUGCUGUAUGUUGUAUCGUGGUGAUGUUGUUCCCAAGGAUGUGAAUGCCGCAAUUGCUACCAUCAAGACCAAGCGUACCAUCCAAUUUGUUGACUGGUGUCCAACUGGAUUCAAGGUUGGCAUCAACUACCAGCCUCCCACUGUUGUUCCUGGUGGAGAUCUUGCCAAGGUUCAGCGCGCUCUUUGCAUGUUGUCCAACACUACUGCUAUUGCCGAGGCUUGGGCUCGUCUUGACCACAAGUUCGAUCUGAUGUAUGCCAAGCGUGCCUUUGUCCACUGGUAUGUUGGAGAGGGUAUGGAAGAGGGAGAGUUCUCAGAGGCUCGUGAAGAUCUUGCUGCUCUCGAGAAAGAUUACGAAGAGGUGGGAAUGGAUACUGUCGAAGGUGAAGGAGAGGGCGAAGGUGAAGACGAGUAUUAAAAACAGUUUCUUGAAGAACAUUUUAUGCAUAGCAGAGUUUUUUUAUUUUAGCUUAGCUAUUUAUAACUAAUACACAGUGCUAAGAAUGUAAAACUUGUUUGUUUGUUGGGAAGUUUCGCCCAUUAAUUUAUAAGACGGAUUAUUCAUACGA